UGUGUGUGUGUGUGUGUGUGUGUGUGUGAUGAUGUGCAACGCUAUUCUUCUGCGUGUGUGUCUGGCGGCGGUGGUGUGUGUGUCCUCCACACGGGCGUCUUAUCCAGACAGCAGAGAGUGCACACCGGAGCAGAGCUGUGCAGGUCUAGCUGAGCAGAAGAGUGAUCUGCACGUGUGUGAUGACUCCACGUGUCGAUAUGGAGGGCUGUGCCAGGAAGACGGAGGUCAACUGAAGUGUGUGUGUCAGUUCCAGUGUCCCAGUAGCUUUGCUCCAGUGUGUGGCUCUAACGGAGACUCCUAUCAGAGCGAAUGCUUCCUGCAACAAGCCUCCUGCACACACCAGACCCCAAUCACCAUGACGACACAGGGACCCUGCCUUACUGAUGAAGGCUCUGGGUCAGGGGAUCAAGAGUUGGAGAGCUCUGGUGAUGACCUCAGCAGCAGAUCCAGCAAAUGCAGCUCAUGCAGAUAUGGAGCCGACUGUGAUGUAGACUCAGAGGAUAUCUGGUGUGUUUGUAACAUUGACUGCAGUGGUCACCAUGAGAACGAGGUGUGUGGGAGCGACGGCCGUUCCUAUAGCAACCCCUGUGUCCUGAGAGAAGCAUCCUGCAUGAAACAGGAGCAGAUCGACAUCAGACACCUGGGCACCUGCACAGGCAGGAGAGAAGAUGGUGGCUCUUUUAAACCUGACCUUGCUGGUUUAGGUGUUGCCAUGGUAGAGGUGCAUUCUGGGAUACAGUGUGAGGAACACCUCAGAGAUCUGUGUGUCCACGGAACCUGUGAGAUGAAGAACAACACAGCAGUCUGCAGGUGUGAGGCAGGGUUCUACGGCGCGCGGUGUGAGAGUGUGAGCGUGCUCUACGUGGUUCGUGUGAGGCAGGGUUCUACGGCGCGCCCGGUGUGA
This is a messenger RNA of Sardina pilchardus (European sardine), 904 nucleotides long. RefSeq names its product transmembrane protein with EGF-like and two follistatin-like domains 1a (gene tmeff1a). The record is from RefSeq and is a predicted model, not a curated record. NCBI's taxonomy places the organism in Eukaryota, Metazoa, Chordata, Actinopteri, Clupeiformes, Clupeidae. Gene Ontology annotation, molecular function: protein binding. Gene Ontology annotation, cellular component: plasma membrane. The transcript has 10 exons. The coding region runs from base 29 to 904 and encodes 291 amino acids.